Molecule: messenger RNA, 702 nt
Organism: Paramecium sonneborni
Lineage: Eukaryota; Ciliophora; Oligohymenophorea; Peniculida; Parameciidae
Source: the annotation of a GenBank genome assembly
AUGGCUUAUCUUGAAGUAUUUUUCUGUAAAGGAUCUUACUUAACAAAUGUUAAACCAGCAUUAAGACCAAUUCCAACACCACCACCUCCAAAAAAGAGAUGUGUUGAAGGACCAAAUAGAAUUAUUAAUGCAAAAUAUGACAAAGGUCCAGUUGUUCAUGUUGAAUUACAUAAAGAUGAUUUGAAAGAUACAACUUAAUAUGGUUAUGGAUUUUGGUUUAGAUAUACUGGUUUAGCAGGUGGAUAAUAUGAAAAUGGAAGACCAGAUUGGUCAUUAAUUGCUAGACUUACAAAUAAAAAAGAAACACCUAAAGAUAUUAGAGACGGAUUAUUAACUAUUUUCUAAGGAAAAGUUGGUUUCUUUUAUAUUACUGCUAAUAAUAAAGCUAAAAAAUUAGUAGAAUUAGCUUAACCAUUUGGAGAUAUUGAAGGUGUUUGGAUUUAUACUUAUUUCAGUUAUACUAGAUAUAAAGCUAUUGCAUUCUAUUAGAUUGAGAAUUAAGCACCAAUUACUUUAGAAGCUAAAGUUACACAUCCAAGAAUGGAAUAAUUAUUAUUCUAAGUUGGUGGUAAAGAUCCAUAAAAUAGAUAUUAUUCAUUUAAUGGUUAAUUCCAUAGACCUGUUUUAAGAUUAGGAUCAGGAUCAUUCUUUGAUACAUUAGAAGAAUACAAUCCUUUCUGUUUAAGUUGUAAUCCUCAACCU